CCCUUCCAGGUUGUUUUGGCUGCGACCACAGACCCGGACAAGAAGCAGAUGCUGGAGAGGCUGGACGCCGCCGUCACCGCCGCUCUGAAGCCCCUGCAGGCAGCGAUGGAGAGCGGCAACGAGGCGGUCCAGCCUCUGGCCCAGGCCCUGUUGGAGAGUUCCAAAGACCUGCUGUCUGAUUGGUUGGACAAACAGUUUGGAAGUGAAGUCACAGAGAACUCGAUCUUCUCCAUUCUCCCCAAAUACUGGGAGGGAGAAUACCACAAAGACAUGGAAGCUCUGAACGUUCUCCCCCCUGAUGUCCUCACUCGUGUCAGCGAGUACGUUCCUGAGAUCGUGGAGUUUGUGAAGAAGAUCGUCUCGAACGGUUACGGAUAUGAAUCGAACGGGUCCGUGUACUUCGACACCUCCAAGUUUGAUGCCAGUCAGCAGCACUCGUACGCCAAACUGGUGCCAGAGGCAGUCGGAGAUCAGAAAGCUUUGCAAGAGGGAGAAGGUGACCUGAGCAUCUCCGCUGACAGACUGAGUGAGAAAAAGUCCCAAAACGACUUCGCCUUGUGGAAAGCCUCCAAACCAGGAGAGCCGUCCUGGGACUCUCCCUGGGGGAAGGGACGACCCGGCUGGCACAUCGAGUGUUCGGCCAUGGCCGGUUCUGUCUUGGGAGAGUCCAUGGACAUCCACGGUGGAGGAUUCGAUCUGCGAUUCCCUCAUCACGACAACGAGCUCGCUCAGUCCGAGGCUUACUUUGAUAACGACUGCUGGGUGCGAUACUUCCUGCACACCGGACACCUGACGAUCGCAGGCUGCAAGAUGUCCAAGUCCCUGAAGAACUUCAUCACCAUCAAGGACGCGUUGGCAAAGAACUCAGCGCGACAGCUCCGCCUGGCUUUCUUGAUGCAUUCCUGGAAAGAUACGCUGGACUACUCCUCCAACACCAUGGAGUCGGCCGUCCAGUACGAGAAGUUCAUGAAUGAGUUCUUCCUCAAUGUCAAAGAUUCGCUCCGCGCUCCGACUGACAUCACCGGUCAGUUCGAGAAGUGGGAGGCAGCAGAGAUGGAGCUCAACAACAGUUUCUACGACAGGAAGUCGGCCGUCCACAAGGCUCUGUGCGACAACAUGGACACCCGCGCGGCCAUGGAGGAGAUGAGAGUGCUGGUCAACCAGAGCAACAGCUACAUGGCCAGCAGGAAGAGCGCCAAGCUGCGGCCCAACCGCCUGCUGGUGCAGAGCGUCGCUGUGUAUCUCACCGACAUGCUGAAGAUAUUCGGAACAAUUGAAGGAUCCGAUCCCGUCGGUUUCCCUGUGGGAGGACAAGGUCAGAGUGUUGACCUGGAGAGCACGGUGAUGCCGUUCCUCUCGGUGCUGUCGGAUUUCAGGGAGCAGGUCAGAAAAAUCGCCAGAGAGCAGAAAGUAACGGAGCUGCUGCAGCUCUGCGACACGGUGCGUGACGAUACGUUACCGGAGCUCGGAGUGCGACUGGAAGAUCAUGAAGGUUUGCCAACUGUGGUGAAACUGGUGGACAAGGAGACAUUACUGAAGGAGAAGGAGGAGAAGAAGAAGAUGGAAGAAGAGAAGAAGAAGAAGAAGGAGGAAGCUGCCAGAAAGAAACAGGAGCAAGAGAUGGCGAAACUCGCCAAGAUGAAGAUCCCUCCGUGUGAAAUGUUUCGCACAGAAACUGACAAAUAUUCCAAGUUUGAUGAAACGGGUUUCCCGACGCACGACGCAGAAGGGAAGGAGCUGAGCAAAGGUCAAGCUAAGAAGCUGCGUAAACUCUACGAGGCUCAGGAGAAGUUACACAGCGAGUUCCUGCAGAUGAACAGAAACUGAUCCGCUAGUGUUCGACCUCAUAAAUGAUGUUUCUGUUCAAAUCUGUCUCGAGGGAAUUUCUUCACUUUGGACUCAAACAUGAACUGAUUGGAUUUCAGAGGUCAAAGGUCACAGUGAGCUCAUGAGACGCAGGCUGCUCUGGUGCAGACGUGCGACUGCAGGACGGUGACUUGAGUUAGUGACGGUUCUGUGAAUAAAAAGUUCAUCAAGCAGAGGUUUGAUUUCUUCUGUGAUCGUUUCAAAGAUGUUGAUGUUUGUUUGAUUUGAAUUUGGAAUCAGGAUUAAACUAACAAAAAGAAAAAAUUAAACCCCUGAAAGCUCCAACGAUC
Messenger RNA from Paralichthys olivaceus (Japanese flounder), 2156 nucleotides. The record is from RefSeq and is a predicted model, not a curated record. NCBI's taxonomy places the organism in Eukaryota, Metazoa, Chordata, Actinopteri, Pleuronectiformes, Paralichthyidae.